AUGGUAAAAGAAAAAUCUCUACCAACUGUAAAUGCUGAUGUCUGUAUCACUUCUAGUGGCUGUUCACGUGAAAUUAAUAACAGUCAAAGAAAUGUUAAUCAACCAACCGCGGACUUUAACCAUGACCCUCCAGUGUCUGAAAUGAAUAAUCAGUCAAAUGAAUCAAUUGAAGCAGUACAGCUCUCAAUUUAUUUUACCAAAGAACGAGCAGCUACUCAAAUCACUCAAGCGACCAAUGAUAACAACAAUAUAAAACCAAAUCCGGCAAAUCGUUUGUCUCAGCAGCUUCCCAACAAAACAAUAUCGAAUGGUUAG
Molecule: messenger RNA, 315 nt
Organism: Paramuricea clavata
Lineage: Eukaryota; Metazoa; Cnidaria; Anthozoa; Malacalcyonacea; Plexauridae
Source: the annotation of a GenBank genome assembly